GAACGUUGGGAUGGCCCAUUCAAAUCAACAGAACUUUUUGGAACAUUCUGAAGAGCCGUAUAAUAAAAACAUUAUGCCAUGACUAUAAACAUAUAAUAUGACGUCACCAGGUUCCGUCCUAGCGUGCACUUCAUAGGGUCUUUCAAAUGGGCACCUGCUUUUCUCAGGGUUUCAUUGAAUUAGGCCCACAAUAUCUUGACAUUUCAGAUGUGCGUAGUCAUUUUUGUAAUUUUCAUUCUAACCUAUAGAAAAAUGGUUGAGUUUUUGUUUUCUUACAGACCAGAAUCUCCUACUCCCAGCCUUCUUUCUAUGAAGACUGAUAACUCUAUGAGGGAACCUCCAAAAAUGAGUUGUGGGUCAUCAGACUCUGACUUAAGGUAAAUCCAAUAGGUGCUGGUACAAGGUUUCCAGGCGAUGUAGUUGUGAGAUUGAUAGUAUCCAACGGUGGCACAUAGUAUGGUAACAGAAGACUAACUAACCAAGAUGGUCAAAAAUGUUUGAAUUUUGUUUGUUUGUUUGUUUCUUACAGAUCAGAAUCUCCUACUCCCAGUCUUCUUUCUGUGAAGACUGAUAACUCUAUGAGAGAACCUCCAAAAUGUAGUUCUGAGUCAUCAGUCUCUGACUUCAGGGGUGUAGGUGGGCAAACUUCACAGGACCACAUCAUUCACAGCUCUGUGGAGCUUUGUGGAGAGGCCAUGUCGCCAACAUCAGAAGACUCCUAUCACAAAUAUGGAAAGAGAAGCAGGACCUAUUCAGCACAGCAUCAACAGAAAACGACGACAACUGAUGAUUUCCCCUCUACCAAAAAAAUCAAACAUAUAGAUGACACUGACUCCUCAAGAGGAGUUUUAAUAAGUCAUAAAGCCACUCUGAAGGGGACAUUUGAACAUAUUUCAGAAGGAAUCAUCAAGCCAGGGCCUCCAACAUGCCUCAACAAGAUCUACACUGACCUGUACAUCACAGAGGGAGAGAGCAGAGGAGUGAAUAAUGAACAUGAGGUUUGGCAGAUAGAGCCAGCGUUCUCAGCCCCAAAGACUGAAAACACGUUUAUCAGUUGCAAUGACAUUUUAGGGGCCCUAUCUGGAAAGCAAGAAUCCAGUGGGACUGUGCUCACCAAGGGUAUUGCUGGCAUCGGGAAAUCGUGCUUAGUUCAAAAGUUCAUUCUUGACUGGACAGAAGGGAAAGCAAAUGAAGGUCUAGAUAUCAUUUUUGCGCUUCCUUUCAGGGCGCUGAAUUUGGUCAAAGAUGAGAUGUACAGCCUCCGGGAGCUUCUGCUUGCCUUCCAUCCAGAGCUUGAAAAGCUUUUGGGUACUGAAGAAUACCAAAACUUGGUAUGUUGUUCAUCUUCGAUGGUUUGGAUGAGAGUCGACUUGCCCUAAAUUUCCACGGGAAAGCAAUGGUUCACAAUGACAGACAAAAAUCGACAGUGGACAUGCUGAUAUCAAACCUCAUUUGCAGAGCUCUCCUACCCUCUGCCUUUAUCUGGAUAACUUCACGACCAGCAGCAGCCAGUCAGAUCCCUCUACAGUACAUCAACCUUGUUACAGAAGUACAAGGGUUUUAUGACUCACAAAAGGAAGAAUACUUCAAGAAGAGAAUUGAUGACCCAAUUCAAGCGAACAAGAUCCUGACGCACAUUAAAGACUACAGGAGCCUCCACAUCAUGUGCCAUAUGCCAGUCUUCUGUUGGAUUGCAGCCAUAGUUCUUCAGCAAAUACUGGUCAAGGAUGAUGGAAAAGAAGGACCCAAAACUUUGACCGAGAUGUUUACACACUUUCUGCUGAUUCAGACCAAGAUGAAAAACCACAAGUACCACAAUGGAAUUGAGACAGAUAGUCAGGAACUCCUGAAGGCUCACAAAGAAAUCAUCUUGCAGUUGGCUGAACUGGCUUUUAAACAUCUGGAGAACUGUAAUCUCAUGUUUUACGAAGAUGACCUGACAGAAUGUGGCAUUGAUGUCGAUACCUCUCUUAGCACUGGGAUGUGUACUGUGAUCUUCAAGGAGGAGUCUGCAAUCUUCAAGAAGAAGGUAUACUGCUUUGUACAUCUGAGCGUUCAGGAGUUCUUAGCUGCCCUCCAUGUCUUCUGCUGCUAUGUAUUCAAGGACACAGAGAAACUGAAACCUUUCCUCAAAGAGAAGUCUACAUCUAUGCCUGAUUUACCCCUGGAUGAGUUCCUGAAGAUUGCCAUGAAUAAAGCUUUAGAAAGUCGUAAUGGACACCUUGAUCUAUUUGUCCGCUUUCUUCAUGGUUUUUCCCUUGAGUCAAAUCUGAAGCUCCUCCAAGGCAUACUGCCAAACUCAACGUGUCACUCUAACAGCAUUAAAAAAGCCAUCCAAAAUCUGAAACGCAUGCAGAGGCCCAACAUCUCUCCUGAAAGAUGGAUCAACCUUUUACAUUGCUUGAUUGAAAUGAACGAUAGCUCUAUUCAAGAAGAUAUCCAACGAUUGCUGAAGUCGGGGCAAGGAAUCAAUAAACGGCUCACACUUGCACACUGCUCAGUGCUGGCAUACAUGCUUCUAGUGUCUGAGGAGGUACUGGAAGAGUUUGACCUCAGCGAAUACAAGACUUCAGAGGAGGGUCGAAGGAGGCUGGUUCCAGCAGUGAGGAGCUGCAGAAAAGCUUUACUUGCUGGUUGUAAAUUGACCGAGAGUUCCUACGAAAGUGUGGCCUCUGCUCUCCAGCUUCCUAAUGCACUGAAAGAGCUUGACCUGAGAAGGAAUGACCUACACGAUUCUGGAGAAACCUUACUCCGUGUCUCUCUCAAGAGUUCAAACUGUAACUUGGAGACACUGAGACUUGCUGGCUGCAAACUGUCACAGAAGUCCUGUGUUUUUUUGGCCUCGGCUCUUCAUUCACCAAACUCACACUUGACGGAGUUGGAUCUGAGCAACAACGACCUGAGUAGCUCCAUAAAGGAUGUGGUCAGUGAUGGACUGAUGAGUGAGCAUUGUAGACUAAAGGUGUUAAGAGUGUCUGGCUGCAACCUUACUGAGGGUUCCUGUGAACUAAUAGCCAAUCUCCUGUGCAUGAACUCCCACUUGAUGGAGCUGGACAUCAGUCACAAUGAUCUGCAGGAUGCUGGCAUAGAGCUACUUUGCCCGGGUUUACAGAGUCCACAUUGUAAUGUAGAGAUACUAAGGCUCUCUGCCUGUCUCAUCUCAGAGAAAGGCUGUUUCUCUCUGGCAUUUGUUGUUGAAUCUCAGCCUCAACUCAGAGAACUGGACCUGCAGAAUAAUAAUCUUGGAAAUGCUGGGAUGGAGCUUCUCACUGCAAAACAGAGAGAUUCAAACUGCAAACUGGAGAUACUGAACAUCAAGAAUUGUUCAGAGCACUGGUUGAAACCAGGACCACAAAAAUAUGCCUGUGAGCUCACGUUGGACUCCGACACAGCAAACAGACAUCUUUCCCUGUCAAUGAGGAAUCAGAAAGCGACCUACAUGAAGAAACGGCAGCAAUAUCCUGACCACCCAGAUAGGUUUACACUGGUCCCACUGGUGUUGUGUAGAGAGGGUCUCAGCGGAAGGCAUUACUGGGAGGUGGAUUGGAAAUGUAAUGGGGUCCGUGUAGGGGCCACUUAUAAAAGCAUCCCAAGGAAAGGAGCAAACCGGCUGGAUGACAGUGCGACAGCCUGGUGUGUGGAGUGCUGCGAAGAGAGAUUCACUGUCCAGCACAACAACUCGACAGUGACCAUUCCAUGCAGACCUGGGUCUCUUUCUAGAAGAGUAGGAGUGUAUCUGGACUGGCUAGCCGGCACUCUGUCAUUCUUCCGCGUCUGCUCUGGCACACUCAAACACCUACACACGUUUGACACCAUAUUUGCAGAGCCCUUACAUCCAGCGUUUUACAUCGCCUCUGAGUCCUCAGUGAAACUGUGCUGAGGCUGUUGAUGCAUGGUUAAGUAAUGUAGAAGUAGUGUAGUAGUAAAUAUUUGUUGGUUCAUACUCUUAUUACAUUUACAUUUAGUCAUUUAGCAGACGCUUUUAUCCAAAGCGACGUACAAGGGAGAGAACAAUCAAGCUACGAGCAAUAAAGAC
Molecule: messenger RNA, 4036 nt
Organism: Clupea harengus (Atlantic herring)
Lineage: Eukaryota; Metazoa; Chordata; Actinopteri; Clupeiformes; Clupeidae
Product: NACHT, LRR and PYD domains-containing protein 12-like
Exons: 9
Coding region: 1334-3880 (848 amino acids)
Molecular function (GO): protein binding
Source: RefSeq, a predicted model, not a curated record